AAAGACGAAAAAGUAGAAGGUAGAAAUAUAUUCUCCUUUGUUUUGUUUUUUCCAAUUUAAAACCAUCGUUCCUAUUCAUCCUACAGUUUCGUGGUUGCGUGCCUAUCGUAUGGAGCUUUUUUAUGGUUCGUCGUCGUCGCCGUCGCCGUCGCCGCCACCACCCCAAAACAUCUCCUCUGUUUUCUCUGCCUGAUUCUCACCGCAAACCCUAAUUUCGCGCCCAAUUCAAUUAUUCAUUCAUUCAACCAAACCAUGUUUCAAUGGCGGAACUUUGCGAAAUCAGCGGAGGCCACGUUCUCGCGGUGGGCCCUCAAGAGGGUUUGCAAGUUCUUCCUCAAGAAGAAACUGGGCCAGUUCAUCCUAGGCGAAAUCGACCUCGACCAGCUCGACGUUCAACUCUCGCAGGGCACUAUUCAGCUCUCCGAUCUCGCGCUCAACGUCGACUUCGUCAACUCAAAGUUUGGCAAGACAUCAUCCUUAAUGGUUAAAGAAGGUUCAAUUGGCUACCUGUUGAUUAAAAUGCCUUGGAGUGGUAAAGGUUGUGAGGUUGAAGUGAAUGGACUUGAAAUAGUAGUUUCUCCAUGCACAGAUAAAAUGUCAACUAGUGAAGGUGAAACUUGUGGCUUGGAUGAUAGUGACAAUCAACACCUCAAAAGCUCAAUGAGGACUGAGCAUGAAGUAUUAGAUGAUGCUCAGAAGUCAACUUCAAUGGAUGUUCAUGAAGGUGUUAAAACUAUUGCAAAGAUGAUAAAGUGGUUGCUCACAAGCUUCCAUGUUACAAUAACAAAUAUAAUUGUUGCAUUUGAUCCAUCCUUAGAUAAUGAAGAAAAUAAAACACAUUGUCGUCAUUCCUUAGUUCUUCAGAUUUCUGAAAUACAAUGUGGAACUAGUCUGUCUGAAGAUGCCAAUUCAAAUGUUGAUGUCCUUGGUAUAAGCCGGCUAACAAACUUUGUAAAAUUUCGUGGAGCAGUUAUUGAGCUUCUCAAAAUAGAUAAUGAAGAUGUAUACUUUCAACAUGAAUCAGGAGCAGGAUGUGGUGAACCUGUUUUGGGGUCAAAUAUAGCAACAUGUCCAAUCAUGACUGGGAACCAAGGUGGAUUUAGUGGAAAUAUUAAAUUAAGUAUUCCUUGGAAAAAUGGUUCUUUGGACGUUUGCAAGGUGGAUGCUGAUGUUUGUGUUGAUCCCAUAGUGUUAAAGUUUCAACCUAGCACUAUUAGAUGGCUAUUGCAGUCAUGGGAAACUCUUAAGAAUCUGAAUAAGGGUGGAAAAGGUUGCACAAAUCACAACUCAAGAGGAUCUGCCCAAUUGAAUUCUACAUUGUUCUGUCAUUCAUCAACUUCAGUUUCUAUUACCAAUGCUCCCAGUGAGAUGAUGACUGCUAAUGGUAGUUUGACAGCUGAUUACACUUCUUUAACCCAACCUGAAACCCUUGCUGAAGAUUUACUUCCUGCGGCUCAUCUUAUAUCCAAUUGGGUGCCAUUGUCUACUCAUAUAAAUCCUAAAGAUGGUAUUCAAGAACCUGAUUUUGGGGCAAGUGUGGACCAGUUUUUUGAAUGUUUUGAUGGAAUGAGAAAUUCUCAAUCAGCUUUAGGGAGCAGUGGAAUGUGGAAUUGGACAUAUUCAGUUUAUAGUGCUAUUACUGCUGCAUCCAGCCUUGCUUCUGGAUCUUUGCAUAUUCCAUCUGAACAGCAACAUAUGGAAACCAAUCUCAGGGCUACUUUUGCUGGAAUAUCUGUUGUUUUGUCCUUCUGCGUUGAUGAACAGAAUAAUUUUUCUGACCCUGAAAUCGGUCACAAGGUUGGAUUACAAAUUGAUUAUCUUGGUGCAGAGUGCAAUGACAUUGUUAUUGCUUUGCAGGUAUGCCCUCAAGGUAUGACUCUUAAUGGAAAGGUGAAGCAUGUAGAAGUUGCUAAUUUCUUGAACAUUGGAAUUGAUGCUAAAAAUCAAAGUGCUUUGGUUCAACACCUACAAGCUAAGGUCCUUGAUGCUCUCCCUUCAUCUACCUCUUACAAUGUAGAUUCACAUUCAUUAAUUGGGCCAGUUGCAACAGAUUUUCCAUUUGGAAAUAAUGAUUGCUUGUUGAAAGUUACAUUGUUCAGAACUUUUGGUGUCACAAAUUGCAAAUGUUCAACGCAAUCAAGUUCAUCAGAUGGUUGUCAGAAAGGGAUGACAUCAUUCUCACUGAACUUGCCCCCAUUUAUUUUCUGGGUAAUCUUUUCAGUAAUAAAUGUUCUCUUGAAUCUCAUAAAGGAAGUUGAAAAAUCACUUGAAAUGCAUAAUAAAGUAAAGGAAAUUCUGUCUGAAGUCUCAGAUUAUAAGUGUGGAUCAUCUCAGAGUGAUAUGAAGGAAGGUUCUGGUCCCUGUGUGACAUCUUUCUCCACAACAGAAUGCUUGCAUGGUGAUAUAUCAAUUUCUAAUGCAAGAGUGAUACUGUGUUUUCCUUUUGGAAGGGAUAGGGAUCAUAAAAAUUCAUUUUCCUGGGAACAGUUCAUUGCUCUUGAUUUUACUUCAUUGUCACCUUUGAACAAGGGUUGCACUCCAGAUUAUAGUCAAACUUCAAAUGCAAGUUCGAAGAAAAGGUUUCCUUCAGUAGCUGCUCAAUCUUUUCAAUUGAGUUUCUAUGAUCUUGACAUCUACUUGAUCACAUCAAGUAAUGAGAAUGGUAGAAUCACUUCCUAUGAUGUGCAGAAUGAGAAAUUUUCUGCUAGCUGCUUCUUUUCUAUUUUUCAUAGAAGUGGAUGUUUCUCUGUUGUUCGUGUUGUUUGGCAGGGGGGUCAAGUGACUGGUCCUUGGAUUGCUAAGAAAGCCAGAUUAUUUGCCAAUUCAGAGCAAACAAGGGGCAAAGAUGAUAUUGGAGGAAGGGGGUAUGAGUUUGCAUCUGCAUCAACAGUGAAAGAUAUGGAAGAUUGGAAAUCUCAAACUCAACAAGAGAUGAUUCUAAGCUCAUCAUUUCUCAUGCAUGUCCAUCUAUCUCAAGUUGUGAUUAAUGUGAAUGAUUCAAAAUAUAAAGGCAUACAUCACAUUCUACAUCAGAUGCUGAAUGCAUUGGCAUGUGUGACUUCUAAGGAAGCCAAUAUUGAGAAGGAAUCUUCUGUCUCACAAUCAUCAGUAUUUUUGGAAUGUGAUUCUCUAGAAAUUCUUAUUAGUAGGGAUACAUCUGCGAGUAUCAAAAGUUCAAUCAAGAGUGAAAUUCCUGGAAUGUGGAAUCAAUUCAGGCUGAAGGUUCAAAAGUUUGAGUUGCUGUCUGUCACUAAUACUGGUGGUGUUAAGGCUGUGAGUUUUUUCCGAUUAACUCAUGGUGAAGGCAAGUUGUGGGGGUUUGUCACCGGAGUUCCUGAUCAUGAGUUUCUUCUGAUUACUUGUAGCAACUCCUCUGUGAAGCGAGGUGAUGGAGGAGGUUCUAAUGCAUUAUCUUCUAAAUGUGCUGGUUCCGAUGUCAUUUGUCUCUCUGACCCAGAGAUUUCCCAUAGUAUUACAUCUGUAACUGUCAGUUGUGGUACGGUUUUAGCUGUAGGUGGUCGUUUGGAUUGGUUUGAUGCAAUAUUAUCCUUUUUCAGCUUGUCUGCUUCUAAUACCAAAGAUGCAGGUGAUACUAGUAUGCCAAAGAAGGAACAGAAUAUCUCUUACACGACUUAUUUUGUUCUCUGCUUGAUUGAUAUUGCUUUGAGCUAUGAGCCUUAUAUGAAGAAUCUUGUAGUUCAGAGUGAACUUAAUUCAGAGUCUGGCUGUUCUUCUAUCAAAAAAGAUACGAGUGAACAAUGCGUUUCAUGUUUGUUGGCUGCAUCCAGCUUAACUCUUUCAAAUUCAUCUUCGAAAGAUACAGUUGGAAGUGUUUUCCAAAUCAGAGUGCAUGACCUGGGGCUUCUUCUUCAUUUAAUGUCAGAACUGAAUUCUUUGUCUGGCAUUUAUAGUGUUGAACAUCUUCAAAAGACUGGUUACUUUAAAGUUGCUCAGGAGGCUUUUAUGGAGGCUAUUUUGAAAACAAACUGUGCUAGUGGUCUUCUUUGGGAACUGGAAUUAUCUAAAUCUCACCUUUCUGUGGAAACUUGCUACGAUACAACUGCUACUCUGAUUCGUUUGGCUGCUCAACUUCAGCAAUUAUUUGCACCUGAUGUGGAGGAAUCUAUUGUGCAUUUGCAGAAUAGGUGGGAUAAUGUUCAACAGGCACAGCAAAGGAAUGAAUUUAAAAAUGAAAAUAAGAAUCUCAGAUUUGAUUCGAUGUCUGCAACUUCUAAACAGUACUCCGCUCAAACAUUUUCAACCGAUGGAUCUAGUAUAGCUGGCUUGAUGGAUGAAAUAUGUGAAGAUGCAUUUCAGGUAAAUAACAAUAAUGCGCACCAAUCUUAUCCUUUUGAAUCAGGGUUUUGCAUGCCACUUGAUGGAAGCUUAAUUGAGGUUGGUCAGAUGAAUUUGGAUGAGCCUGAAGUUCUCUCUCAUGAAUUGACUUUGACUGAGUCAGUGUCUGUGAUAGGACCAGAAGGUAGUCACACUUCAUAUCUGCAAGAAGGUUGCUUUCCAGAGAUUAUAGAAAGCUAUUGUUUGUCUGACUUACGCCCUCUGUCGGAGCUAUCUUUAGGUAUACAUUCUGAUGAGCUUUCUAGACACAAACUGAGGAAUGUGGAACAUAGAGAGAUUGAAAGAGGAAGUGGUGGAUGGUAUGGAGGCACCUCUCUAAAAGUAUUAGAAAACCACAUUUCAGAGGAAAGCAAACAAGCUGGACCAUUAAAGGUUGUAGAUCAUCAUGGCAUGCUUUCAUCUGAUGGUAGUUCAUCAUAUGGUGAGACUUGUGGACGUGUAAUUCUUAAGAAAAUUGAUAUAAGAUGGAGAAUGUAUGGGGGUUCUGACUGGCUUGACUCAGAGAAAAGUGGACCGCAUUCUGGGAGAGACACAUCCGUUUGCUUGGAACUUGCAUUGUCUGGGAUGAAAUUUCAGUAUGAUGUAUUUCCAGUUGGUGGGCUACGUGUAUCUAAGAUGUCUGUCUCUGUUCAAGAUUUUUUUCUGUAUGACAGAAGCCAAGAUGCACCUUGGAAACUGGUAUUAGGAUAUUAUCACUCAAAAGGCCAUCCUAGGGAAUCUUAUUCGAGAGCAUUUAAAUUGGACUUGGAGGCAGUGAGACCAGAUCCUCUUACUCCCCUUGAGGAGUACAGGUUAAAUGUUGCUAUUUUACCUAUGCUGUUACACCUACAUCAAAGCCAGCUUGAUUUUCUUGUUAAUUUCUUUGGGAGAAAAAACACAUUGAAGGAUCAGUUUCCUAAUAGUUGUCAAGAUUUGGAGGGUUCAAAAUCAUUGCCUGAGACGACUCAGAAAAAUAAAGAUCUUGCAUUUCAUUCAAUUGCACCAGAGGCACUGCUUCCCUAUUUCCAGAAGCUAGAUAUAUGGCCUAUUAAUGUUCGGGUGGAUUACAGUCCCAAUCGUGUAGAUCUAGCAGCAUUAAGUCAUGGAAAGUAUGUAGAACUUGUAAAUCUUGUCCCUUGGAAGGGGGUUGAGCUUAACCUGAAACAUGUUCAUGCUUCUGGCAUCUAUGGUUGGGCCAGUGUUUGUGAAACUACUGUAGGGGAGUGGUUGGAAGAUAUAUCUCAAAAUCAGAUUCAUAAAAUACUGCGGGGGCUUCCUACAGUACGGUCAUUGAUUGCAGUUGGGGCUGGUGCUGCUAAGCUGGUUUCAUCACCAGUACAGAGCUACAAAAAGGAGCGGAGAGUGCUCAAGGGUGUGCAGAGAGGUACGAUGGCAUUUCUUCGAAGCAUUUCUCUUGAAGCUGUUGGACUUGGAGUUCAUCUAGCUGCUGGAGCCCAUGACAUUCUGCUCCAAGCAGAAAUUCUUGCAAGCAUACCCUCUCCAGUUCCUCUGCCUGUAAAAGACAAAUCGAAAACAGAUGUUCGAUCUAAUCAACCUAAAGAUGCUCAAGAAGGAAUUCAACAGGCUUAUGAGAGUCUUAGUGAUGGCUUGGGAAAAUCUGCUGCCGUGUUAGUUCAGAACCCCUUGAAAAAAUUCCAGCGAGGUUCAGGUGCAGGACCUGCCUUGGCUGCUGCUGUUCGAGCAGUUCCUGCUGCUGCCAUAGCCCCUGCUUCGGCUUGUGCAAGUGCUGUACACUAUGCUCUUCUUGGAUUCAGAAAUAGCCUUGAUCCCGAACGUAAAAAGGAGUCUAUGGAGAAAUAUUGUCCAACACAACCCUGGGAAGAAGACUGAUUAAUGGUGCCAUUGGUGAGAUAUUACUGUGUUUGUACUAAAAUGACAUUAGAAUUUUAAGAUUUUGUUUUUAACUCUGCAGAUUAUUAUGUGAGGAUUGAAUAGUUGAUUCUCUUGCUUCCCUGACCAAGCAGAUUCAGAAGAGCUUUUUUUUUUAAUUUGCUGGGCAGUCUCCCGCGUAUCAUAUGUACAGCAACAGAACCAGUCAGCUGAUUCUUUUCUACCAGAUUCAGAGUAACUGUAAAUAUGGGUGGUGCUUGUUAAUCAUAUUCUUAUUCAAACGGAUGUCAUUGUACACUAUGAGUAUCAGAUUUCUAUUAUUUCUUGUUGGCUCCUGACGAUACUAGAAGGCCUCAAUUGAACUUUGGUUUCAAAUUCCUUACAACGAAAAUCAUGUUUUUGCUAGAGAGGCGUGUACUGAAGGAGUCCUUUGGUGAACUUAUUCUUUGUUUGGAAGUGUGAUAUUAGUAAGACAGGAUACUGAUUUAUUUAUAUGGUGUGUAAGUGCGGAUUUGGCUUCUGAAGCAUAUGUUUGAAAGUCAAGUUAUAAAGGAAAAUUGGGGGAGGAUGAUAAGUUUUUCAUUUUUAA
Molecule: messenger RNA, 6775 nt
Organism: Glycine soja
Lineage: Eukaryota; Viridiplantae; Streptophyta; Magnoliopsida; Fabales; Fabaceae
Product: autophagy-related protein 2-like
Exons: 15
Coding region: 253-6186 (1977 amino acids)
Biological process (GO): autophagosome assembly; autophagy of mitochondrion; piecemeal microautophagy of the nucleus
Cellular component (GO): extrinsic component of membrane; phagophore assembly site
Molecular function (GO): phosphatidylinositol-3-phosphate binding
Source: RefSeq, a predicted model, not a curated record